This is a messenger RNA of Phlebotomus argentipes, 2220 nucleotides long. RefSeq names its product probable ATP-dependent RNA helicase DDX43. Gene Ontology annotation, molecular function: RNA binding; RNA helicase activity; ATP binding. The coding region runs from base 145 to 2049 and encodes 634 amino acids. The record is from RefSeq and is a predicted model, not a curated record. NCBI's taxonomy places the organism in Eukaryota, Metazoa, Arthropoda, Insecta, Diptera, Psychodidae. The transcript has 3 exons.
CAGUGUGAAAAAUUAUUCCUGAGCAAGCAUAUCCAGUUACACUGCAUCCGAGUGAAAAGUGAUCCACUGAAUGGAAAAGACAACGUGGUUGGACAAUAAAACACUGAUUUUGUUCACAGACACGAGGGACUGAUUACAGACAGGAUGGAUAGGAACUUCUCAGACAGAGUCUUCACACCGCGGAGGCAGAGGGAGGAUGAGAAGGUCUUCCGGAUGGAGAUCAACGUCAAGCACACUGGAAGAGUGAUUGGCCGGGGUGGAGCCAAGAUCCGCGAAAUUAUGGAUCAGUGCAGGGUGUUCAUGAGGGUGGAUAAGACCACAGAGGCGCAAGGUUAUGCGGUGGUGGAGAUAAAGGGUGACGAUCAGGGGAUACAUCUUGCCAAGAUGAUGAUUGAUGAAGCUGUAUCACAAGGCGGCACUCCCAGGGAUGGCGGAAUGGAACAGGAUCGGUCGAACAGGAGAUCUGAUUGGGGCCCCAGAAAUGCUGGCAAUUAUCAGCGUGAUUUCCAACCACAUGACAACUACAACUAUGGUUCACAGAAUUCGGCGCCACAAGACAGGCAUGCUUCGCCUGCUCCGCAGAACUUCGAGGCCAUUGACUGGAAUAAUGUCCGAGAGGCUCAGACGGUGAGGCUGAACGAGAUGCUGAAGAGUCUUCCACCACUGAACAAGCGCUUCUACAAAGUGCACCCGGAAGUGGCGAGUCUGACUGCCGAGCAAGUUGAGGAGUUUCGCAAGAGCAGCAAUAACAUUAUUGUUCAGCGAACUCUGGCCAAGGACGAUGAUGAUCAAAAUGCUGCUAUACCAAAUCCAAUUAUGAAGUUUGAGCACUGCUUCGAAGACUAUCCGGACAUAAUGGAGGAGAUCAUGAAGCAGGGCUUUCAGAAGCCUUCGCCCAUUCAGUGCCAAGCCUGGCCGAUUCUCAUGAGCGGAGAGGAUCUUAUUGGGAUUGCUCAGACUGGCAGUGGAAAAACACUGGCCUUUCUCUUGCCCGGCAUGAUCCACACAGAGCUCCAGCCGACACCGCGAGGCGAGCGUGGAGGCCCCAAUGUGCUGGUGAUGGCGCCAACGCGGGAACUCGCCCUGCAGAUUAAGGAUGAAGUCGCCAAGUACCACUUUCGUGGCAUGCAGUCCGUGUGCGUUUACGGCGGCGGCAGUGUGAAGGAGCAAAUUGAGAAGGUCGACAAGGGGGUGGAGAUUGUUAUCGCCACUCCAGGGAGACUCAAUGACCUGGUGGCGAGGGGAACAAUCGAUGUCAGCUCCAUCACUUACCUUGUUCUCGAUGAGGCGGACCGAAUGCUGGACAUGGGAUUUGAGCCCCAAAUCCGAAAGAUUCUCCUCGACAUUCGUCCUGAUCGACAAACUAUAAUGACCAGUGCUACUUGGCCACCCGGUGUGCGUCGCUUGGCGCAGAGCUACAUGCGCAAUCCCAUCCAAGUGUACGUGGGCUCCCUCGAUCUUGCCGCUGUGCACAGCGUCACCCAGACUAUCGAGAUCGUGGAUGAAACUGAGAAAUUCGGUAGAAUUCUGGACUUUGUACAGGACAUGACGGAAAGUGACAAAGCAAUCAUUUUCUGUGGACGCAAAGCCAGAGCGGAUGAGCUCGCAAGUGAGCUUUCAAUGCAGGGCUUCAAUUGCCAAUGCAUUCAUGGUGAUCGUGAUCAGGCGGAUCGGGAGAUGGCUGUGAAAGAUAUCAAGUCGGGAUUGGUGAAGAUUCUCGUGGCCACUGAUGUGGCUUCCCGAGGACUGGACAUUGAGGACAUUACUUAUGUCGUCAAUUAUGACUUCCCGAAGAACAUGGAAGAGUAUGUUCACCGUGUGGGCAGAACUGGCCGUGCAGGUCGAACGGGUAAAUCCCUGUCGCUGAUGACUAGGAAGGAUUGGGCGUCAGCGGCGGAGCUCAUCGGGAUUCUCGAGGAGGCUGAGCAGGAGGUUCCUGAUGAGGUGCGCUCCAUGGCGGACCGCUUCACUCUGAUGAAGGCUCGCAGGGACGAGGAAAGGGUCGCUUGUGGCACUGACAAGAAUUCCCGCGGACGUCGUUUCCACUAAUGCCAAUGAAUCUCUAUUUCUUUUUUAUUUAUACUUUGCAGCCAAGGAGGCUAUGAUGUACCUUUGAGAAAUGUGUUCCAGACAUUAUCUGAAUUUCAAGAAGUGCAAAUUCAAGUAUUUUUUUUAUUAACUAAAUUGGAAAAUAUACGAAAUACAUGAACUAAAGAUUAC